AGAAGCGUGCUAAAUUUUCGAUUCUCCCAAAAAUAGUCGUUGUGGUCAUUUGCUGAAUGAAGAAAAAAAAUGGCUGCGAAUUUUGGUUUCUGGUUUAUUACUGUCGUGCUGAGUCACGCUGUCUGUGGGGUCACGUGUUGGUUGCAACGAACUGAGUUCAAUAUGACGGAAUACUGGCAGAUGCCUGCCCUUUCAGAGUAUGAAAACUUCGAAAGUUGCCUUCGGUCAAAUCCAGCAGCAGUGUUUUGUGUGGUGAAAAGUGUCGUGAAACCUGACGAGCAAUCCGCCAUAUGGAAGUCAAUUCAAAAAUAUUCCAAAUACGAGCAUCAGUACAGGCACGACAUCCUGGCGCGUGGAAUUUGCAUAGAGCAGUGUGAGCAACUCGUAGGGAAUCUCAGCGACAAGCAGCGGGAACAGUUUCUGCAGCCGAAAUUCGAUAUUCAAUUCAAGUACAUCAUUAACGAUUGGCUCCUGCCGGGCAUAGAGCGGUACAGACAACGGUACGGGGAUUUGGCCAACAUCUGUCUAAACUAUCGAACCCAGUUGCAGUACAAUCUUAGCGUUUACUCCGAAAUCGAGUAUUGCACCACUAACGAAACACUUAUAAGGGCAACCGAUUUUUGGGAUAUUGCGUUCUAUGCUGUCCUCGUGAUGCUAUUUCUACUAGCCGUGGCUGCAUCUAUCUACGACGGAGUGCUUGCCAAAAACAGUGACCACAACCACUAUCGGUCACUUCUUGAGUCUAAAUCACAAAAUCUUCUCACAGCAUUUUCACUCCGGAGAAACAUCAACCGACUGACGAUCAAGCUCGACAACGACCCGAUUCAGAAAAGUUUACGAUUUUUGGAGUUCGUCCGGGUGUUGGUAAUGACCACGAUCACCAUCGAUCACGUCAUCAUCGGCAUGAGCUUCACCACAAUCCAGAACCCCGAGUUUACCGAAAAAAUUGGAUCGAUUCCGAUGGUGCAGGCCAUCCUGACGCUAAUGCCCUUUCAGGUUGACGUAUUCUUCGCCAUUAGUGGCCUUUUGGUGGCAGUUCAGUUUGUCAAGGUGACCAACGGUAAGCCAUUUGCGGGGAAGAUGUUCUGGUUGGGCUUGGUGAAUCGAUAUCUGAGGUCGUUGCCGGUUUACUUGGUGGUGCUACUGCACAGCGUUUCCGUGUACGACCUGCUGGAAAGUCCUUCGGCCUACCGGAUUGUAGCAACUCCCCGGAUCAUGUGUCGGGCCAAGUGGUGGAUCAAUCUGCUGUUCAUAAACAAUUACUAUCAACCGGAGGAGCAAUGCCUGAUUCAGACAUGGUACUUGGCAGCGGACUUUCAGUUGUUUAUCGUUGGGUUUGGGUCGCUGAUGGUGCUUUGGAGAUAUCCAAAGCUGCUCAAACCAAUGUUUUGCACACUUCUCACUGCUGGAUUCAUCCUGCCUAUGCUCAACGUUGGCUACCAUUCUACUUCAGGGAUUUACUUCCUAUCAAACAAGGCAUGUUCGUUCCAGCUGUGGUACGACAAGUGGUUCACCAAAACGUACGUGGCGAUGGAGACGCACUGUUUGAGUUACUUUGCCGGAAUGCUGGUCGGCAUUAUCUACCACAAGAUGCAGAAGAAUGACCUGCUGCUCGAAAAGUCCAGGCUCUUCAAACCCCUCCGAUACAGCGUCUUCCCGAUUCUGCUUGCCUUCAGCCUCUCGAACCCAUUCUUCCAAACCAACACCGAUGACAACCCGUCCUUAGGGACGAUCCUCUACAGUGGACUUCAGCGAUUGUCCUUCGCGGCCUUUGUCACGGUGGGCUUUCUGGUGCUAAUGUUCGCCAAUCGGAACACAUUUUUCGGCACACUUCGAACGUCCCAACUGUUGGAGAACUCCCUGCUGCGGGUGCUCAGCCGGUUGAGCUUCAGCUUCUAUCUGAUCCACAUGACCGUCCUGAAGACGAUCUACGCCAAUCUGCACGAGGCCGAGCGGGGCACGGCACUGUUGGCGUUUCAGGUACUCUCGUCAGCCACGGCUAUAACGUACUUCCUGUCAUUGCUGGCAUUCCUCUUGGUGGAGAAACCGUUCGAUAUUAUCUUCAAACAGUUGCUGGAGGGAGGGCGUCCAAGGAAACCACCAAUUCUCAGCCCGAACAAUAGCAACGAGGUUAAUGUGACGAUUCAGAGAAAUGGACAUUCGCUUUCUAAUGGCAAAUAGACGAAAAAAGUUCAAUUUCCUAUUAUGUAAUAGAAUCCUGCUGAGGAGGAUAGUUUUUAGUGCUCAUUUUUUUAAAAAAGAUAACAUCACUCAUACUUACAGAUCUGAAAUAAACAUGAACAGCUAAUAAAAGACAAAAAUGG
Molecule: messenger RNA, 2324 nt
Organism: Culex pipiens pallens (northern house mosquito)
Lineage: Eukaryota; Metazoa; Arthropoda; Insecta; Diptera; Culicidae
Product: nose resistant to fluoxetine protein 6-like
Exons: 11
Coding region: 70-2181 (703 amino acids)
Molecular function (GO): acyltransferase activity, transferring groups other than amino-acyl groups
Source: RefSeq, a predicted model, not a curated record